GCACAUUAGAAACUGUUAUAAAUAGUCUCGGACCUUUUAUACUCUGAAAAUCUCAAGAAGAAUCCUGAAAACAUCGCCAACUUUAGAGGAGUGUUGCGCACAAGAUGCUUCCGCAGAGCGGGCAAGACUCAGCCAUGGACUUCCCUCUCUCGGCCGGAGCUCAGUUCGGCUCCUUGUGCGUCAACACCAACUCUGCUACGCCUUAUUCCGACGCCACUCAGACGAAAAAGCAUCCAGUUAACCACGUCAAGCGUCCGAUGAACGCAUUCAUGGUUUGGUCUCAGAUGGAACGAAGGGAAAUAGUAAAAUUUGCACCCGAUAUGCACAACGCGGAAAUAUCUAAACAACUUGGCCGAAGAUGGAAAAUCUUAACAGAAGAACAACGGAAGCCAUACAGAGAAGAGGCAGAGCGUCUAAAACAACUCCACAGUAGGGAAUACCCUGACUAUAAAUACCGACCUCGGAAGAAAGGAAAAGAUCCUCUCAAAACUAUCAAUGACCGUCAUGGAGGGAAAAUUUCAAAACUGUCUAAUAUUGGCAUGAUGCUCAAAGAUUGCGUCAAGUCAGAACUGGGGAGCAUGGAGCGGCCGAGAAUGGGUGUGUCAAAUUGCCCCAAAGGGAACGGGGCGGAUGAAAUAGAUUCAUGGUCUCUUCCCCUAACCCCCACUUCUCCUCAUCGUCAACCACCCGCAAGCCCAUCGGCAGAACUUCCCGAUUCCCCCGAGAGUGCUUUUGGUUUUGAAGAUCCGUCUAAUAGGACCUGCAAGCCUCCAACAAUCGGCCAGUCUAGUCCCAGUUUUCAUAAGCCCCAUAACAACAGAAAUCAAGAUUAUUUCUAUAAAAUCAACUACAAUGGCUUCGUCAAGCCGACAAAUCCUUUUGCGAACGGAGAGUCAAAUGCACCCAUGAAUAUUUGUGAAAAUGUAAAAAUUGAAGCAGAUACGUCGGCGAGUUGGUCAUUCAAAUCGUUACUUGGUUCGCCCAAUUCUUUUUCAGCACAGGAAGAUUACCGGAAAAAUUAUCAGGUAAUGGAUAAGCAGCCGGUGGACACUUCGCAACAAGCGAACAGAAGUUCCUGCGCUUUUGCAUCGACUCCUAAUCAUGGAAUGGUUGCUUCGUCUUACGGCCCACACUAUUUCAAUUCUACCGAUCAAGCGAUGCCGCGAACUGUUUUGGGAUCUUCUGCAUGUUCAUUACAGAAAGUUCAUAGUGAACACCAAAAUCUUUCCGAUGAAAAUCAUCAAAGUUCCCACUUUUAUCCAAGUAACCCUAGACGUUUCGGUCAUUAUGCUGAUUAUAGUCGUUAUCACCCGUAUAAGCUACCUCAAACCGAUUUCCGCUAUAACCACCAAUAUCACUCGUCAACUCAUUACCCCAACCAUUUGACACAUUCAGAGCAGCACCAACAAACACAACAAUAUUUCAAUCUGGACAGUGACCCUCAUUACCAGACAGCUUGCCAAUCAGAAUAUAUGUCUUCUUCACAUACAAGUAAAGCUCAUGAAUCCUAUGACGUGGCUGGCAAUAAAUCCUGCGAAGUGUUUGUCGCGGAAAAUCGCCUAAUAAUGACAGCAGAAAAUUCACCAGCUGCCUCACAACCCCCACACCAUUCCAACCCUGCAACUGGAGAAGCAUCGAAUCAUGUUUCUGUGGCUGAUAAACCUGCCAUAAAAACAGAGCCCAAGGAGAACGGUGCUGCAACUCUUGAUGAUUUGGAUAAUAUUGGAGUGACCGAAUUGAUCCCGAUGAGCUCAGAGUUCACCGUGAAGCUCGAGUCUCUGGAGGAAAAUGAUCUAAAUUACCAGAAGUCUAAAGAAGAGCAAUGGUUACGUGUGAAUCUAAAUUCCGCGACGUCUUCAAAUGUUUUAGCAGAUUUUGAAAUCAUGAAUGCAUGGAUCAAUUCAUAAUUUAUAGACAUUGGUUGGGUCAUUUUAAAAUAAACGAUAACUGAGUGAGUUUGAGUUAUCUUCAGCAGUUACUGUUUGCCGAGGAAAUAUCAGCAAGAAGUUUACGUGAUAAUGAUAAGCUUAGUUACAAGGCAAAAGUUCACAAUCAUUGUUCAGUGUUUUCACUUGGAUCGCCAGAAUAUUGUCAGGUGCAAUUUUCUCGCCGCUUUGUUCAAUGUUCAAAUUAAUAAUUACUGCUAGGACUGCAAUAUGUAAAUUAUUAGAGCGCAUAUCGGCACUAAUGCCUAAAGUUAUUGUAAUUUAAAACCAAGAAUUAAAUAAAUAAUUGAUUAGCCUACCAAAAUAUCUCCCACCCCGUCCACCAAAAAAUCUCUAUCCUAAUCUAAAUGCUACGAAGCUCGCUAUACGCACAUUGGUUACAUCAAUUACUUCCUAAAAUUACUUAAUAUUUUCUGGAAAUCUUUUCAUGCUACGAUUGAUAAACUUUACAUUUAUCAGAACGUUCAUUUGGUUGUAGGUUUAGGAGUUGAAAAUAAAAGUUGUUAUCAGGAUGUUAAAUUUAAAUAUAAUUUUUCAUAAGCCCAAUCACUGCUGUUAUUUUGUCGUAGUAUGUAAAUGCAGGAAACAAGUUUUUGACGAAGAAAGUGCAAUUGUUUACAUUAUGAUAAGUUGAUGUGUUCUGAAGGAUAAAAUAUACAAAUAAAAAAGUUACGAAGCAGAGAAUGCUGACCUAUUAAAUUAUCUAUCUUUUUGACUACACAA
Messenger RNA from Hyalella azteca, 2669 nucleotides. Its product is annotated as transcription factor Sox-8. Gene Ontology annotation, biological process: anatomical structure morphogenesis; cell differentiation; regulation of DNA-templated transcription. The coding region runs from base 105 to 1907 and encodes 600 amino acids. The transcript has 2 exons. Lineage: Eukaryota; Metazoa; Arthropoda; Malacostraca; Amphipoda; Hyalellidae. The record is from RefSeq and is a predicted model, not a curated record. Gene Ontology annotation, molecular function: RNA polymerase II cis-regulatory region sequence-specific DNA binding; DNA-binding transcription factor activity, RNA polymerase II-specific.